AUGCCAAUUGAAUUUAUCAUUGAUCUUACAAUCAUGAGAAGAACAUGGUCUUUGUUGGGAAGCCUCUUGAAAAUUUUCUCAAAGACAGUAGUUUACUUAUAUGAUCAUGCUGGAAAAUCACAAGUGAAAAAAACUUUUCAGCCUGCUCAGAAAUGCAUCAGAACAACCAAGUUCAUCAAGAUUGGUUGUCCUGCUAGUAUCUAUAAACAUAACAUAACUGAUGAUACUGUUUGUAUCAAAUACAACUGGCAGCACCCAAACCAUGAUCCAUUUAAGAUUGAAGAGAUCAGUUUGUCAAGAUUGCCAGAUGAAUUAAAACAAUGGGUAGAAGGACUUGUCAGCCAAAACAUGGAUUGGAAAUCCAUCAAAAACAUGCUUGGAAUGAGUGAAGACAGACUUCUUGAACUUGAACAAGCUGACAAUAGAUCUUCUUUCCCUUCUUCUCUUCUCAUUAAUUAUCAAUAUGUGAGAAAUGUUAUCAAUGCUCAAAUAAUGAAACUCUCAAGAAAACAUGUGGAUCAUUAUAAAAGUGUCAAACUGUAG
This is a messenger RNA of Phycomyces blakesleeanus NRRL 1555(-), 543 nucleotides long. RefSeq lists its product as hypothetical. The coding region runs from base 1 to 543 and encodes 180 amino acids. Lineage: Eukaryota; Fungi; Mucoromycota; Mucoromycetes; Mucorales; Phycomycetaceae. The record is from RefSeq and is a predicted model, not a curated record. The transcript is spliced from 2 exons.